Molecule: messenger RNA, 851 nt
Organism: Cladocopium goreaui
Lineage: Eukaryota; Dinophyceae; Suessiales; Symbiodiniaceae
Source: the annotation of a GenBank genome assembly
GCAUCGAACAAAAUUAGCCACGCCAUGGCGAUGUUAGAGAAACCGCGUGCUACUGCGGCUACUGGCUACGCCGAGGCUCCAGCCGCAGUCUCCGAGGCCGCUUCUUCCCCUGCCUCCGCACCAGCGGCAGCAGAGCCUUCCGCUCCACAGGUGCAAGAGGAGGCAUCAGCACCGCCGGCAGUGGUUCCAGCGGCACCAAGACGUGGCACAACAUUGAGCGCACAGGAACGGCGAGAGGCCAGCACCUAUGGAGAGUUGUACUCGAUUCUGGUCGCGACCGAACACCUGGAGAACGCCUUUGUCCGUGCUGCUGUGACGAACGAGGACUAUGAGAAGGCUUGCACGCAGUUGCUGGCACAAUUCAAGACCUUGAAGAAUGGGCUGAAGGACAAGUUUCCAGAUAUUCGUUCUUUUGCACAGGAGCAUGGGCUCCAUUGUCCCCUGGCAGAAGAGCGACUGCUGGGUGCAGGUGUUGCGGCCACUGCCCUUUAUGGAGGAGCAGCUGACACCGGAAAAGAAAGCCUUGCAUGCUUCAAGGCCUCCGAACAUUUCAUCACACUGCUGGAUGCUGUGAAGCUGAACCUGAAAGCCGUGGAUGAGCUGCUCCCGUUGGUGAGGGAUUUGCAGGCCAGCAUCGUUCAGAUCCCCAACCUGCCGCCGCUGUCGGGGGUGGAUCGCAUCACAACGUGGUUGGUGACCCUGAACAGCAUGAAAGCAUCAGAUCACAUCUCGGAGGAUCAAAGCAGACAGUUGGCCCUCGAUGUUGAGCAGGCGUAUACCUCGCUGAAGAACUGGCUACAUGAGAAGACCUAAAUCCAGACGCACUGGGCUCUAACGCCCUAGGGUUACAG